Molecule: messenger RNA, 711 nt
Organism: Blepharisma stoltei
Lineage: Eukaryota; Ciliophora; Heterotrichea; Heterotrichida; Blepharismidae
Source: the annotation of a GenBank genome assembly
AUGCCACCCAAGCUAAGAAAGAAGCCAAUUCAAAAUAGCAUAGUUGUAAUAGAAAGAAAACCAAUAGACCUCCAAGAAAUCGCAAAAAGGCAAGCAUCAAAAAUAAAUCGAGAAAGUGAAUCCUUAAACCGAUCCAACACAGAACUGCAUUUAUCUAGGAAACAGUCUCAUGAGCCUCGAUAUGUAAACAAUAAAUCUAAUUAUGAUAUAGUAUUAUCAGAUUUAUCAUCGACACCGACACUAUCUAAAUCUAGAACUUCUACGCCUGCAAAGCCACAUUUUGAACAAACUUAUGAAUCUUCACCUAUGAAAAUGAACGAAACAGCAAAUCCGAUCUUUAGUAACUCAAAUGUUGAAAUUUUGGCUCAAAAUUUAGCUUUAAAAUACAAGAAAAAAUAUAAAAAGCAAGCCAAAGAACUUGUGAAUAGGCAAAAUGAAAUUCAUAAUUUUCAAAUGGAGUCUAUGAGGAGGCUAUAUGAAGAAAAAUUAAAAAAAUACAGGGAAAUUAUCAUAAAGCUGCAAAAAGAUAAUGAAGAUCUUCUAGCGAAAAAUAUGAAUUCGGAAAAAAUAAUUGAAAAUCCAACAGAGAAGCUUGAAGAAGAAAACUUAUGACUGAAAAAAGAAAUACAAAAAUUAAAAGCAAAAACUUAUCAUAAAGGGUCUGAAUUUACGCUUGGGAGAAUCCCUGAUAAUUUGUAUAGUGAAAUCUAA